Messenger RNA from Empidonax traillii (willow flycatcher), 2122 nucleotides. It is a transcript of the gene SLC2A5, whose product is annotated as solute carrier family 2 member 5. Gene Ontology annotation, biological process: monosaccharide transmembrane transport. Gene Ontology annotation, molecular function: hexose transmembrane transporter activity. Bases 563 to 2122 code for a protein of 519 amino acids. Lineage: Eukaryota; Metazoa; Chordata; Aves; Passeriformes; Tyrannidae. The transcript is spliced from 13 exons. The record is from RefSeq and is a predicted model, not a curated record. Gene Ontology annotation, cellular component: membrane.
CCAAGAGGGUGUGGGUUUUUAGGCUGCCUGUUAAAGGCAGCUGGAGCAAUUAACAGGAGGCUUGGUUUCUCUCCAGCUGCUGGGGCCAUCCGUGAACUUUGCAUUUCUCUGCUGAACUCUAUAAAUUGUAGUCGACCAUUAACCAGGCCCUGGACUGUUCAGAGCACCCUCGUAAGGUAGGAGGUUAAUGCCGAGCCAGCAGCACGUGGGGCUCCUGUUGCAUGCAGAGGGAAAGGAACACAAAGUGCUGGUGGAAAAUCUCUGCUCUGUCAAGACCACAGCUCUGAGAGGAUGAACCUGUGAACUGCAGAAGUGCCUGAGCAAGGUUCUGGUGACAGAAACCCGACCCAGCAGCGACAGGCUCGAGCAAGGGGAAAGGAAUCGAAGAAUGGUCAGGCAACAGGGACUUGCUCCAGCUGAUAGAGCCUGUCGUUGAUUGGAUGUGUUUGGAAGAGUCACAGAGGGGGAUUUUCUGCGUGGGGGCGUUUCCAUCCCCUGCCUUGGCCGUUUGGGCUGCACAAACCUGCACUGCAAACGCUGCUGGUGGGAUUCCAACGCCAACAUGAAGCUGAAAGGAGGGGAGCAGGAGAGCUCUGAGCGCAGUGAGGGUGCAAAGGGGAAAAUGACAGUUCUCCUUGCCCUGGUGGCUCUGAUAUCUGGCUUUGGAUCUUCUUUCCAGUACGGCUACAACGUGUCUGUGAUCAACUCUCCAGCCCCGUACAUGCAAGACUUUUACAACCAAACCUACCUGGCCAGGACGGGGGUGCCCAUGAACAGUGGCUUCCAGACACUGCUCUGGUCUCUUACUGUGUCCAUGUUCCCCCUGGGUGGCUUUUUUGGGUCCCUGCUGGUGUGGCCCAUGGUCAACAACUGUGGCAGAAAGGGCACUUUGCUGAUAAAUAACCUCUUCUCCAUCUCUGCUGCAAUCCUCAUGGGAACCUCAGAGCUAGCAAAAACCUUUGAAGCAAUCAUCCUUUCCCGUUUCAUCAUGGGAAUUUAUGCUGGCCUGGCUUCCAACGUGGUUCCCAUGUUCCUUGGAGAAAUGUCCCCCCGGAAUCUCAGAGGGGCCAUUGGGAUAGUCCCACAGCUCUUCAUCACCGUCGGGAUCCUCGUAGCUCAGAUCCUUGGCCUCAACAGCAUCCUGGGGAAUGCUGAAGGCUGGCCUGUGCUGCUGGGGCUCACCGGGAUCCCAUCGCUGAUCCAGCUCCUGACGCUGCCCUUCUUCCCCGAGAGUCCCAGGUACCUGCUGCUCCAAAAGGGCAACGAAGAGCAGGCACGACGAGCCUUGCAGAGGCUGAGAGGCUGGGAUGACGUGGAUGACGAGAUAGAAGAAAUGUUCCAAGAGGGCCAGUCAGAAAAGGAAGAAGGGCAGUUCUCUGUGCUCAGCCUGUGCACCUUCAGAGGCUUGAGGUGGCAGCUCAUCUCCAUCAUUGUCAUGAUGAUGGGCCAGCAGCUCUCCGGGGUUAACGGGGUCUUCUACUACGCCGACAGGAUCUUUGAGUCAGCAGGUGUGCCCAGCAACAGCAUCCAGUACGUCACUGUGUCCAUAGGUGCCAUCAACGUCGUCAUGACUUUGCUUGCUGUUUUCAUUGUGGAAUCCCUGGGGAGGAGGAUCCUUCUCCUCGCCGGCUUCGCGUUGUGCUGUGCUUCCUGUGCCGUGUUAACCCUGGCCCUCAACCUCCAGACCACCGUGUCCUGGAUGUCCUACCUCAGCAUAGCCUGUGUCAUUGUUUACAUCAUCGGACAUGCCGUGGGACCCAGUCCGGUUCCCUCUGUCAUGAUCACCGAGAUGUUCCUGCAGUCGUCCCGGCCUGCAGCCUUCAUGGUGGGAGGGUCUGUGCACUGGCUGAGCAACUUCACCGUGGGGCUUGUGUUCCUCUACAUGGAGGCUGGCCUGGGGCCCUACAGCUUCCUCAUCUUCUGUGCCAUCUGCCUGGCCACUGCGCUUUACAUCUUCUUCAUCGUUCCCGAGACCAAGAACAAAACCUUCAUGGAAAUCAACAGGAUCAUGGCCAAGAGGAACAAAGUGGAGAUUCAGGAAAACAAAGAGGAGCUGAAGGAUUUCCGCACCGCCCCGGGCGGGCUGGGGGAGAGGACGAUGAGCUCCAGCAGCCAGCUGUGA